Messenger RNA from Suillus paluster, 1958 nucleotides. RefSeq names its product amino acid/polyamine transporter I. Gene Ontology annotation, molecular function: L-amino acid transmembrane transporter activity. Gene Ontology annotation, biological process: amino acid transmembrane transport. Bases 380 to 1918 code for a protein of 512 amino acids. The record is from RefSeq and is a predicted model, not a curated record. Gene Ontology annotation, cellular component: membrane. NCBI's taxonomy places the organism in Eukaryota, Fungi, Basidiomycota, Agaricomycetes, Boletales, Suillaceae. The transcript has 13 exons.
UCGUUCAGCCUUGAUCAGCGUCGUACAUACCGAGCCACAUACUCAUGUCUUAUUUAUAUCUUCAUGGGCUCUGCAGUUGGCCGGGGAUCCGACAUUCUAUCAUGUGAACUAAGACAGCGUACUACAAAGUGGUUUCGAAUUUACAUCCUUGGCGUCAAGUUGGUUUUCCAAGUUCCACUCAAUCGGUCACUGAACUCUCUUGCAACGGGAAUUCCUUUCCUCGACUCGUGUUCAGUGGUUGAUACAAGCUACCAGUUCGCCUGAUAGAGAUGGAUGGGCUUUCAGAAACGGAGCCACUCCUGCGCUCAGCGCAGGUCCAGCGGAAGGUGAACCGACGAGAUUUCAGGCGAAGGCUGUUCAUCUGUGCAAAACGAGGCCGAUGAGGUGUUUGACAAUGUGCCCUGAUGCAAAGAAGCAGAUCGGACUUGCUAGUGCAGUGAUGCUCAUAUUCAACAGGGUGAUUGGAACUGGGAUUUUUGCAUCACCCAGCAUCAUCUUGCGGUCUUCUGGGAGCGUAGGAAUGACUUUCGUUAUGUGGAUACUUGGUGCACUCGUCGCAGCCGCAGGUACCGCUGUAUAUGUAGAAUUCGGAACGGGACUGCCAAGAAGUGGUGGGGAGAAGACCUACAUGGAAUAUAUCUAUCGUCGACCGCGGUUCAUGACUACUUGCUUCUACGCGAUAUAUGGAUUGCUCAUAGGUUGGUUAUCAGCAAGUAGCGUUGUUUUCGGAGAAUACACCUUGCAUGCCUUCGCAAUCCAGCCUGCUACCAUUAAUGUUCGAGUUGUCGCCUUGCUGUGCUCGACAUUCUGUCUCGUCAUCCACGGUGCAUUCUUGAACUACGGGCUGAAGCUACAAAAUGCACUGGGUUUCUUCAAGUUAUUCGUGUUACUCGUCAUCGUUGUUUCUGGGCUCUUCAGCCUCGCUGGUGUCCCUGGAUUCGCCGUACGUGCUGAAUACGAGAUUCCACACAAUUUCACGUGGUCGUCUUUCUGGGAGGGGACUGACACAGGUCUGAAUGCAUUCGUCACAGGAAUGUAUAAUGUCAUCUGGUCUUACAUUGGAUAUUCUAAUGCCAAUUAUGCUUUGUCUGAAGUGCGAGAUCCCAUCCGCACCAUCAAGCGCGCUGCACCCCUUGCUAUGAUCCUCGUCGCAGUCGCAUAUUUGUCCGUGAAUGUUGCGUACUUUGCCGUUGUAUCUAAGCAAGACAUGUUGGGAGGUGGCACCAUGGCAGCAGCACUAUUCUUCAGGAACAUCUUCGGUCCGGCUACAGAGCGGAUCCUGAGUGUUGUUAUUGCACUGUCAACCCUGGGAAACAUAAUGAGCAUCCUGUUCACCCAAGGCAGAGUUGUGCAAGAGCUAGGCCGAGAGGGUAUUCUACCAUUUUCGUCUUUCUUCGCCAGUAACAAGCCUUUCGAUGCACCUCUCGCUGGGCUCUUCGCGCAGUGGCUCAUUUCUAUGAUCGUCAUGGCCGCCGCUCCUCCCGGAGACGCCUAUCUCUUUAUCGUAAACCUCUCAUCGUACCCCUUGACGAUGUUCAACUUGCUGAUAUCGGGUGGCCUCCUCCUUCUAUACACCCCUGCAUUCAAAUCUUACGCUUGGCUCCCGCCAUUCCGAGCGUGGAAGUCCAUCGUCGUGUUCUUUUUCUUAUCCAAUGUCUUCCUUGCUAUAGUGCCUAUGAUCCCACCGUCUCCAGGAUCCGACAUCUAUGAACAUCUCCCGUAUUGGUCCCACGUCGUUAUAGCAUUAUCAAUCGGUUUACUUGGCAUUAUAUACUGGUUUGUUUUCUUCGACUGGAUACCCAGGAAGCGUGGAUAUCGUAUCGUACAGGAGACUGUCUUACAGGAUGAUGGGGUCUCACGGAAUGUCCUUCGGCGAAUACCCAAUGGAUUAGGUGAUGAAGGAUCUGCGCGAAUGUAGAUGCACUGCAGAUGCAUCAGUUCAUAGAUGCUAUCUGAUA